Molecule: messenger RNA, 918 nt
Organism: Sorghum bicolor (sorghum)
Lineage: Eukaryota; Viridiplantae; Streptophyta; Magnoliopsida; Poales; Poaceae
Exons: 2
Coding region: 298-918 (206 amino acids)
Source: RefSeq, a predicted model, not a curated record
UCUUAAAUUUUUUUGAAAUUAAACAAGACAUAAACUCUGAUAAAUUAAUAAGACAAUGGUCCAGAAAUUAAAGAGCUGUACCUAGAAUACCUAGUCUACGACUAGGGCCAAGGCCCUAGUGGCCCUAGGUCUGAGUCCGCCAAUGGACAUAAACAAUAUUAAAAGAAAUAAAAUGUCAUGGAAAAUAAGAAACAAAUAUUUGGAGUCCUAUUUUAGAGAAGCCAAUGUUAGAAUUCCUAUUUUAGCGAAGCCACUUCUUUAGAAUCCCAUAAUAGCAAUUAUCUCGUGUGGGCAUGGAUGGUCUGCCAGUCCGGCGGCAAGCUCCGCCGGGCGACGUUGUCGCGAGCUGCCCACGUCGCGGGGUCACAGUCGCGUGCGCGCGAGGCCAUCCACGAGGCCGCUACGGGCACUAGGGCACCGCCGCUCACGGGCACGAGCGCCGGUUGUGCUGCUCAGCCUCUAGACGGGGGUCGAAGGAGGAUGCGGAGAAGAGAGGGAAGAUAUAGACAGGCUGCCUGGGCAGGCGGCCGGCGUGCCGCUCGUCAUUCGCCAGCGACCGGGCUGCUUCGGGGUUCGGGCGCUUGCAAAUAUCGCCCAGAACUAGCCGAUUCGGCCGUGGUCCGUCCGUCCCCCACCCUGCCAGGACCAGGAGCAGGAGCAGGAGCAGGAGCAGGGCCAACUCCCAGCGCUCGUGUCCUCCCGCCUCCAACUCCAACUCCCUCCCGCCCACACCACACCCACGCAAUCCACGCCCACGACGCUGCUCUGCUGACCCACCACGCCGCCGAGCCCGAGCCCGACCCGCUCCGCUUCCCACCUGCUCGGGGACGCGACGGAGAGCCCCCACCCAACCCAAUGCACUCUUGUCCCAGAACCAGAAGAGAAGAAACUCCCUCCUCGUCACGACUUUUAUCCUGA